CUCGCCUAAAUGAAGCAUGAAGAAACAAAAUGUGCGCACGAUAUCCCUGAUCGUGUGUACAUUUACAUAUUUACUCGUGGGUGCCGCCGUCUUUGAUGCCCUCGAAUCGGAGACGGAGAAACGGCGUUGGGAGGCUCUGCAAGCUGUCGAGGACAUGAUAAUACGCAAAUAUAAUAUAUCACAGGAAGAUUUUAAAGUCAUGGAGACGGUGGUUCUCAAAUCGGAGCCACACAAGGCCGGCCAGCAAUGGAAGUUCACUGGCGCAUUUUAUUAUGCAACUACAGUGCUAACCACAAUUGGCUAUGGACACUCAACGCCAACUACGCGUGGAGGGAAACUGUUUACAAUGUGUUAUGCCAUUGUUGGUAUUCCCUUGGGCCUCGUCAUGUUUCAGAGCAUCGGAGAAAGAGUGAAUAGACUGAGCAGUUUUGUUAUCAAAGCGGUGCGAUCAUCGCUGCGCUGCAAACGAACCGUUGCAUCCGAGGUGGACCUUAUAUGCGUUGUCACGACGCUCAGUUCACUGACGAUCGCAGGCGGUGCUGCGGCCUUUUCAAGAUUUGAGGGCUGGAGCUACUUUGAUUCAGUAUAUUACUGUUUUAUUACUUUAACCACAAUAGGCUUUGGCGAUAUGGUAGCCUUACAGAAAGAUAAUGCACUAAAUAGGAAACCCGAAUAUGUUAUGUUCGCACUGAUAUUCAUACUAUUCGGAUUGGCAAUUGUUGCCGCCUCACUGAACUUGUUAGUACUUAGGUUUGUUACAAUGAAUACCGAGGAUGAGAGACGUGAUGAGGCCCAGGCCAUGCAGGCACUACAAGUGGCUGUAAAACUGGAGGGCGAUGUGAUAACAUCAAAUGGUUCCAUAUUGAGUGGCUACGAGGGACACGAUGGCCAAUCUCUCAACGGCACAAAUACAUCAUCAAUGUGCUCCUGUCGCUGUAUCUGUCUCAAUGGAAACCGGCAUAAAAAACACAAGAAUGCGAGCAGUGACCGUGUUGCAGAACACCAAUUCAAGAUGCGCAGAUCUCCGACGCACAUACGACACCUGCUGCCGGAGGUGGUGCCCAUGCAGGAUCUGAACUACGAUACGCAGAGUAUGCACACCAUUGGGGCGCUCAAUGGAAGUGGCAUCAUGAGUGGCAGUCAUAUGGGAAUGGGAGUGGGAAUGGGCAUUGGCCUGGAUGUGGUGGAUGAUACCGCAAAUCGAUCACCGAUCGUCAAACCACAAACACAUCCACAUAAAUUGCUGAAACGCAAUGUUUCACUUUUAUCAUUUCGUAUUUAAGCAGCCACUGUGGAAGGAACAACGACUCUUGUGGUAGAUGCCACGCCCCCCAUCCCCUGAUCUACCCCCUCCACAAAUACAUAAAAAAAAGGACUUGCAAAUUAAA
Molecule: messenger RNA, 1388 nt
Organism: Drosophila innubila
Lineage: Eukaryota; Metazoa; Arthropoda; Insecta; Diptera; Drosophilidae
Gene: Task6
Product: two pore potassium channel protein sup-9
Exons: 8
Coding region: 17-1282 (421 amino acids)
Biological process (GO): potassium ion transmembrane transport; stabilization of membrane potential
Cellular component (GO): membrane
Molecular function (GO): potassium ion leak channel activity
Source: RefSeq, a predicted model, not a curated record